Tupaia belangeri chinensis (Chinese tree shrew) is the source of this 2361-nucleotide messenger RNA. It is a transcript of the gene SYNDIG1L, whose product is annotated as synapse differentiation inducing 1 like. Gene Ontology annotation, cellular component: membrane; intracellular membrane-bounded organelle. The transcript is spliced from 4 exons. Lineage: Eukaryota; Metazoa; Chordata; Mammalia; Scandentia; Tupaiidae. Bases 145 to 861 code for a protein of 238 amino acids. The record is from RefSeq and is a predicted model, not a curated record.
CGCGAGGCGGGGACACCGUCGCUCUCCGGCCCAUGCCGGGCCUCCGAGCUCCGCGAAGGAGGCGGGACCUUCCGCGGCGGGACAGGCUCUCUCAGGACUGCUCGGCCAGCCCAGGCUCCGCUCGCCGCACCUGCCCCCAGAACCAUGGAGAGUCUGAGUGAACUGCAGAACCCGCUGCUGCCCGGGAGCCCCGCCCACCUCCACAGCCCCUAUCCCUACGCGGAGGCUGCGCCCAGCUGGUCCUGCCAGGAGAAGCUCUACUCCUACCUCCUGGGUGGUGCCGGCCCUGGUCGCGCCCACCAGCUCCUGGACCCCGGGUCCCUGCAGCUGGCCGUGGAGGCCUGGUACCGACCCAGCUGCCUCCUGGGGAGGGACAAGGCCAAGGAACCCAGGACAGGCAGCUGUGAGACCAGCUUCACAGAGAACAGGGAGUCUCAGGUGGAGCCCACGGAGCGACCCACAGAACCUGGCCGCGCUGAAGAGGAUGUCGCCAUCCAGACUGUGUCCUACGGAGUUCAAGAGGAGCUGCAGGGCCAGGAAGAUGACCAGGAGGAGGAUGAGAGUGAUGCCACGUCGACAGAGAGUGAAAGUGAAGACAACUUCCUCACGCUGCCUCCUAGGGACCACCUGGGCCUCACGCUCUUCUCCAUGCUCUGCUGCUUCUGGCCACUGGGCAUCGCUGCCUUCUACUUCUCCCAGGGGACCAGCAAGGCCAUCUCCAAAGGGGACUUCCGGCUGGCCAGCACCACCUCCCGCCGGGCUCUCUUCCUGGCCACACUCUCCAUUGCCGUGGGUGCUGGUCUCUAUGUGGCCGUGGUGGUGGCUCUGGCAGCUUACAUGUCGCAGAAUGGCCACAGCUAGCAGCAAGGAGGACCUGCAUCCUGACUGCCCUGGCCUAUCUGAGGAAGCAGGGGCCUGGGGUUGCAGACUCUAGGAGAGCCCUGGCCUGCAAAGAGAUCCCGUGGGAGUGACCUGAAGUGGGAGGCCCCCAUGUCUGCAGCCCGCAGAGCUCAAGCUUCACUUUUGCUCACACUCUGCUUCUGGCCCAGAGCAGGGCCAGGAACACCACUUGCCAACAGGCUGCAGGUGGGAAGCAGGAGAGGGCAGGGCUGCCCACCAGGCCAUCCCCUAGAGAGUCUCCUCCUCUGCAGGCAACCCACUGCCCACUCUGCUGACCUCCCGGUAGAGAAAGAACAGGAGACUACAGGAAAAGAAAGGGGUACCUGGGGGAGAGAGCGCCUGUCCCAGGCCUUUCAGCCCACAGAGUCUUCACCUGGGGACAAUCUGGGCUUCCCCAGCUCCACUCUCUGGUCCCUUAAUGCCCAGACCCUUGUAGUCAGCCAGGAAGGAAACACAUAGAGACGCAGGGGCCCCUGCGCCUUCUGAUUCUGGGGAACGCUCAUCUGCCCUAUGUGCUGGUCAGGCACUGCAGAUCCUAGUAGGGACGAGGGUCCUGGAGUGGAAGCUCUCAUCUAAGGGCAGGUCCUUGGAGCUUCCUAUGCAAAGGCAAAAGGCAGGUGCAAUCACAAGGAGACUGGAGGGCCCCGAAAUAUUGCUGGACCGCACAGGCCUCCCCACUGUGCCCCUGUUCCCAGCUCUCCUUAUCUUUUUCUGGGCUCUGCUGGGAGUCCCUGAGCGUGUGUUAUCCCAGGAAAACUGAGCAGGAGUACCAUCAGCCUACCAGCCACUGAGCACAGGACCUAGAGCCAGCCCUGUAGGAUAUGCAGAGCCUCUGGGGAGUAGUGAAUGUAAUGGGGAGAGGCCAAAACUGCUCAGGAGGGCUUUCUGGAGGAGGUGUCCCUGGAGCAAGGCCUAGAAGAACGAAUAGAAUUUCUCUACGGAAUUUGUUUUGAUGAAACUUCUUGCAUGUAUGGUUAGAGGAGUGGCAGAAGCCUCCCAUGGAAGGUUUCCAAGCUGUUUGGAUUCUGCCUGGAAAUUUGGGGACUAGAGCCAAACCUCAGUCAUUUCUGAGGGCUCCACCAACUCAAGAAGGAAGAUCAGGCCUGUCUCUCAACACUGGUGAUGUCUCCCUGCCCCUGAAUGCUGGAGGGUGGGGUGGGCCCCUGGCCAGCCUUGAGCCAUCUUCACUGACACCCCGUACUUAGGACUGCCCCCAACACCCAGUCAGGGAAACAUCAGUCUGAGAGAUAUGCGGACAGGCGGAGGCAGCACUGCAGGGCCCCACUGUGCACGAGGCAGGAAGGGGGUCGUCCCUGCGCCCCAUCCUGAGCCUGGGGCCAUGGCUCUACCUCUGUCUGUCCCUGUCCCAUCGUCCUCCCCACCCUCCACCCCCUGCAGCAUCAGCAGUUUUAAUGUCCCAUUACUGGAUUUACUUACCCUUAUAAUAAAGGUUUCAGUAAC